Messenger RNA from Rhizophagus irregularis DAOM 181602=DAOM 197198, 909 nucleotides. RefSeq lists its product as uncharacterized. NCBI's taxonomy places the organism in Eukaryota, Fungi, Glomeromycota, Glomeromycetes, Glomerales, Glomeraceae. The record is from RefSeq and is a predicted model, not a curated record. Gene Ontology annotation, molecular function: GTP binding.
AUGAUAGAAACAAGAAAUAUAUUAUUAAUAGGUCGUACGGGUAAUGGCAAGUCGGCCUUAGCCAAUGUAAUAAGUGGUACUAGUAAGUUUAAAGAAAGUGAAUUUGUAAACAGUGAGACAAAGGAUGUUCAAAUCGAAAUAGUCGAUAUAGAUGGAAUUAAUUAUAAAAUUGUUGAUACGGUUGGUCUUGGGGACACGGAAUUAACUAUGCAACAAGUUUUGAACAAAUUAGCUGAUGCGAGUCAUGUUCUUAGAAAGGGAUUAAGUCAGGUGCUAUUUGUUACCAGCGGUAGAUUUACAGAGGAAGAAUUAAUUGCUUUUGAUUUACUAAGGACAGUUCUUUUUGAUGAAAAUAUUGUCAAUUACACUACAAUAGUGCGAACUAAAUUUCCUGGUUUCCGCAAGCCUGAAAAGUGUGAAGAAGAUAAAAAACGAAUGGAAAAUGAUAAAAGAACUGAGGUCGUGAAACUAUGUAAUAAAUUCAUCCACGUGAAUAAUUUGUCAGAAGACGAAGAUCCGGAGCAAAAAGCUCGAGAGGAUUCAAGAAUAAUUCUAAGAACUCUUUUGAGAACUUGCCAAGAUGUAUAUAAGCCAAAAAAUUUGGAUGAAAUGAACGAGAGGAUCAGAGGCUACAUGACUGAAAAAGAAAAAAUGAUAAAAGAAAUGGAAGAGUUAAGAAAUAAAGGACAAUUAAGCGAGGAAGAAUUGAGAAAGCAUCAGAAAAAAAUCGAAUCUUUGGAAAAAGAAAUCGCCUCAAAGGUGGCUCAACCGGUUCAAGAGAAAAAUCCUGGUUUCUUUGAAAAAGUAGGAGCUUGGGUAGGUGAAGGUUUUACUUUGGCCGGUGAAGGAAUAGAUAAAGUAUUAGAAAACCUUUUAAUUCAACCUAUCAAAAGGUGUAAAAUAAUGUAA